This is a messenger RNA of Coregonus sp. 'balchen', 13864 nucleotides long. The record is from the annotation of a GenBank genome assembly. NCBI's taxonomy places the organism in Eukaryota, Metazoa, Chordata, Actinopteri, Salmoniformes, Salmonidae.
GUCCAUUCAACGUGUUUGUCAGUGAAGCGAGCAAGAACAUUAUAAACAUCAAUCGUCUGCAGUGGUAUGUCCUUUUUAUCGACUGACUUUUAACAUUCGGCGUAUUUUUUGUGUAUUUAGCGCAAAGGCAUGUGUUUAAAAAUAUUUGCUAAUAUUGUAGCUAUAGCUAGCUGCACUAUCACACAUGCUAAUUUCAAUGGCGACUGAGCACAUGAUAUUGAGUUAGCUUAGCAUGCUAGCGCUAUUUAGCAUAGCUAGCAAGUUUGGGGGCGUGUAGCACGAAUCUCUUCCAAAGCAGUGUCUCUAACUAGAUAUUUGAUUUAGUUAGAUAGCGAGAUACGUUGUAUAUUUUUGUUGCACCCUCUACCAAACAGUUGUUGGAAUUAAUGUAAUGAUCUCUGUAGCGAGAGACAGACCGAGAGUGGUCUCAACAUCGUGUGUUCCCAUCCCACCUCUCGCAGAUUCCUUCUCGUUUGACCAAGAAACUUGAGCAUUAGUGGGAGCGGAGGGGAGUUGGAAGAAAAUGGACCAGAGAGCUUGGAAGAACCCAUACGCAGACUAUGAUGGGAACCCUGCAUCUGUGCAAGAACUAUUUGAUUCACAAGGAAAGGUAUGACGCUAACGUUAGCUAGCUAAAGUUAAAGCUAGCUAGGCCUGGUAAGCAAAUGGUCAUAUCCUGACUGUACAAUUCAUAGCCUACAUGUCAUGAGCCUUUUUAUGCUAAAUGCAUCACGUAACUGAAAUAUAUGCAACAUUCAAAGGACUUCAAAGCCAGGCCUACUGAUAAAGAUCUAAUACAAUAUAAUCCAAUAUGUUCUGUCAUGGUGUUCUCUACAGCUCACAGCAGAGUUUGCAGGGCGGCUGAGCAAUGCCAUUAGUCAGCUGUUGAUGCACAUGGAGAAUGGGCUCAAGUCUGCCGACCCUAGAGACUGCACUGGCUACACUGGCUGGGCAGGUGAGGAAGAAGAAACCACCAUCUUGUGUUUUCUAGGUUUAGGCUGUGUUCUAAUGUCACCUCGAAUCACAAGUCUCCUAAACUCUGUCCAUUCUUCCUCUCCCCCUCGUCUCCCCCAAACCCCUCUCCCUCCAUAGGCAUCGCCCUGCUUUACCUGCACCUCCACGGUGUGUUCGGAGAGCCUUCAUUCCUGCAGAAGGCUCUGGACUACGUGGGCCACAGCCUGACGUGUCCGACGCGGCGACGUGAUGUCACCUUCCUGUGCGGUGACGCCGGGCCCCUGGCCGUGGCUGCGGUGGUCUACCAUAGAGUACAGAGAGCACAGGAGUCAGACGAAUGCCUCAGCAGGUCAGUACAGGACAUGGGCCAGCCAUAAACGUGUGUGUAUAUAGGAUCUGUUUAUUUUUAUUUAACCUUUAUUUAACCAGGUAGGCCAGUUGAGAACAAGUUCUCAUUUACAACUGCGACCUGGCCAAGAUAAAGCAAAGCAGUGCGAUUUAAUAAUAACAACAACACAGAGUUGCAUAUGGAAUAAACAAAACAUACAGUCAAUAACACAAUAUAAAAACGUGUUGUGUACAUCAUUGGGGACGGCUUACAAGACUGAGAAUUAAGACACUGGUGCUGUGUGUGUCUAGAUUUCAUUCCACCAAAUCACUCAUUUGAUCAAUAUGUGGCUUACCAUACUAGUCACUCCUCGCACGGGUAGAUCUGAGAGGAUUGGGUAGGUGUCGCAAUAUGGCAACAAGGUCCGCCUGACCUAUUGGAAGGCAAGAUCCUCACAGGUCUCCAGAAGAUCCUAGGGGAUAAGAGCUAGAUGUUGAUUUGGACAAAAGUCCACACAGUUAGUCAGGCAGAUACCAUAAGAGAUCUGAGGUAAACUAAGUGUCCCCUCCUCUCUGCUUCCUCCCUCCAGGCUGCUGCAGCUCCAUCAGUCGGUGGUAAUGGGCUCCGGGGCCAGCGGGCUCCCAGAUGAGCUGCUUUACGGCAGGAUGGGGUACCUCUAUGCCCUGACCUUCAUCAACCAGCAGUUUGGUCACGACAAGAUCCCCAUCCAAUACAUCCAACAGGUCAGUCGUAGGCUCACGGUUAAGGUUUAUCACAUACACAUUGGAUAUGUAUUCAAUGUGUUUAACAAGCACUGUUACGUUGAGUGUGUUCAAUAGAAACGCAGUUGUUUGAGUGAGCUACGGAGCAUUGUCAUCAGAAAGGUGAACGAUUUUCUAAGUAGGACCAUUUGAUAAUUAAAUGAAAAUGUUACCCUUUUCACACUACUGAAAUGAGCUUAGCCGAGCCAAGUACUGUGCUGGCCUGGUAAUGCAUCCAUUGCUGGAACUGUGCUCGUAAGGACAAAGCCAGGGAGGCCCCCCUCUUGUAGGCCCGCAGAUGUUUUUUUAUUUUAGUAACUGUCUUGGUCUCAACAUACUGUUGAGUUAGAAUACAGAAGGUGCUAUUUUGAAAUGUGGUUGGGCAUUGGCAGUUUCUCUCUUAUGUCGGUCAUUAGCUCGGUUCCAUCAAAUUGGCGACAGAUUUUCAUGCAAAUAUUCUAGAAGCACAUAUUUUCCCACCAGUGGCGCUUCCACCAAACAGACUUUCUGUGGAUACAAAUCAGUGGGUGAUGACGUAGUGCACACAAUGUCACCAACGUGGUCCUCUGUAGCUCAAUUGGUAGAGAAUGGCGCUUGUAACGCCAGGGUAGUGGGUUCGAACCCCGGGACCACCCAUGCGUAAAAAUGUAAGUCGCUUUGGAUAAAAGCGUCUGCUAUAUGGCUUGUUAUUAUAUUAUUAUGUACGCUUAAGUUUACAUGUACUGAAUAAAAAUCCAAAGUCCAUUGCAUUUUCAACUCUACCGAUAGUUUUGUCACAAACUGUUGCGUCUUGGCCCAUGUGCUCUGGCCAACAGCUCACAGAUAGUGUGGGUAGGCUAGUCUACAUGAUGAGAUUAUUAUGGAUAAGGGAGAGAUUAUUUUUUUGUCAAUCAUCGCUCAUUGUGUCACCAGAAUAAGACCCUAAAAAUUUAUUGGAAGGGAGCAUCAAGAUCACUGUGCACUUUCACCACCCUGUGAAGUUCAUCACUUAUUUCAUCUGUAGCCUAAAAAACUGUCAUGGUUUCCCCGAGUCGUAGUGGGAGGACCACACAUCCAUAUCAUCGCGUGACUCCAAGUUUACUUCGGUAUGAUGGUUAUUAUAUCAAUAUUUGCGCAUAAAGGCGUUCCCACCGCCAUUUGUUGCAUAAUUUUACCGACACAAAAAGAUACCACCAUGUUGAACAAACAAAUGAUCUGUGUCCAUUUAUAAAAUUGUAUCAAAACUUCAUUUAUUUUUUUAUUUUUUUAUACACGGUAUAAGUAGGUGUGACUUUACUCGCAUAAAAACUGUGGAUGGAAACAUUGUUAGUUAUUCACUCAAUUAGCCCAUGUCUGAAUUUUUUUAUUAUUUUUAUUUUAGAAUGGUAAAUUAAUCUAGCCAGCUACCUAAACUUGUAGUAGUCAUUGUCAAGUUACGGACCCCAUUUGAUUUUGUUAGUCACUCUCACUGAGAUAUUUUAUUAACAUGGCAUAAAGACAGGGCAAAAUGUAAAACUGCAAUAUGGCCUAAAAAUCAGAUCUCAAUUAUUAUUUUUUUUUUUUUUUUUUGAAAACAAAUAGUGAAUCGCCAAUAAGUUAGAAAAAAAUUGAGAUAUGGUGUGUCCAAACCAUUGACUGGUAGUAUAUAUGUAGAUAGAUAGAUACUACCAGUCUAAAGUUUGGACACCUACUCAUUCAAUGGUUUUUCUUUAUUUUUACUAUUUUUUUUACGUUGUGCAAUAAUAGUGAAUACAUCAAAACUAUGAAAUAACACAUUUGGAAUCAAGUAGUAUCCAGAAAAAGUGUUAAACAAAUCAAAAUAUAUUUUAUAUUUGAGAUUCUUCAAAUAGCCACCCUUUGCCUUGAUGACAGCUUUGCACAUUCUUGGCAUUCUCCCCAACCAGCUUCAUGAGGUAGCCCCUGGAAUGCAUUUCAAUUAACAGGCGUGCCUUCUAAAACGUUAAUUUGUGAAAUGUAUUUCCUUCUUACUGCAUUUGAGCCAAUCAGUUGUGUUGUGACAAGGUAGGGGGGGGUAUACAGAAGAUAGCCCUAUUUGGUACAAGAACAGCUCAAAUAAGCAAAGACGAAUGACAGUCCAUCGUUACUUUAAGACAUGAAGGUCAGUCAAUAUGGACAAUUUCAAGACCCAGUGUUACCGCUGCUGCAGAGGAUAAGUUCAUUACAUUUACAUUUUAGUCAUUUAGCAGACGCUCUUAUCCAGAGCGACUUACAGUUAGCGCAUACAUUAUUUUAUCGAACCCACAACCCUGGCGUUGCAAACGCCAUGCUCUACCAACUGAGCUACAUCCCCUGCCGGCCAUUCCAUCCCCUACCCUGGACGACGCUGGGCCAAUUGUGCGCCGCCCCAUGGGUCUCCCGGUCGCGGCCGGCUACGACAGAGCCUGGAUUCGAACCAGGAUCUCUAGUGGCACAGCUAGCACUGCGAUGCAGUGCCUUAGACCACUGCGCCACUCGGGAGACGUUAGUUACCAGCCUCAGACAUUAGUUACCAGCCUCAGAAAAUGCAGCCUUUUUGUGGUCCACUGUAGCUCAGCUGGUAGAGCACGGCGCUUGUAACGCCAAGGUAGUGGGUUCGAUCCCCGGGACCACCCAUACACAAAAAAAAAAAUGUAUGCACACAUGACUGUAAGUCGCUUUGGAUAAAAGCGUCUGCUAAAUGGCAUAUUAUUAUUAUAUAUUAUUAUAAAUAAAUGCUUCAGAGUUCAAGUCACAGACACAUCUCAACAUCAACUGUUCAGAGGGGACUGUGUGAAUCAGGCCUUCAUGGUCAAAUUGCUGCAAAGAAAUCACUAAUAAAGGACCCCAAUAAGAAGAAGAGACCUGCUUGGGCAAAGAAACACAAGCAAUGGACAUAUUUGGUUCCAACCGCCGUUUCUUUGUGAGACGCGGUGUGGGUGAAUGGAUGAUCUCCGCAUGUGUAGUUCCCACCGUAAAGCAUGGAGGAGGUGGUGUUAUGGUGUGGGGGUGCUUUGCUGGUGACACUGUCUGUGAUUUAUUUAGAAUUCAAGGCACACUUAACCAGCAUGGCUACCACAGCAUUCUGCAGCGAUAUGCCAUCCCACCUGGUUUGGGCUUAGGGGGACUAUCAUUUGUUUUUCAACAGGACAGUGACCCAAAACACACCUCCAGGCUGUGUACGGGCUAUUUUACUAAGAAGGAGAGUGGUGGAGUGCUGCAUCAGAUGACCUGGCCUCCACAAUCACUCUGCGCAGAGUGAAGGAAAAGCAGCCAAAAAGUGCUCAGCAUAUGUGGGAACUCCUUCAAGACUGUUGGAAAAGCAUUCCAGGUGAAGCUGGUUGAGGGAAUACCAAGAGUGUGCAAAGCUGUCAUCAAGGCAAAGGGUGGCUAUUUGAAGAAUCUCAAAUAUAAAAUAUAUUUGGAUUUGUUUAACACUUUUUCUGGUUACUACUUGAUUCCAAAUGUGUUAUUUCAUAGUUUUGAUGUCUUCACUAUGAUUCUACAAUGUAGAAAAUAGUAAAAAAUAAAGAAAAACCCUUGAAUGAGUAGGUGUCCACACUUUUGACUGGUACUGUGUGUGUGUAUAUGUAUCGCUAUCUCUGUAUAUAUCUCUAAAUAAGCGUUGUACAAUUAAAGGUCAAAUACACUGCAUUUCAAACAGUCAGCAAUAAUCUAAUGAAUUCAGGGCUUGUGAAGUUAUACCUAGGCUAAAUAUAAGCUUUCCACAACCAUAAGACCCACUUAUAAUUUAAUUAUUUUAUCAAAAUAGUUAACCUGCUUUUCUUUGUUUUGUUGCAAUCACUGAUCUGGCUUUUAAGUCGGUCUAUGAAAAUGCCCUUUUUUGUUACAGAUGUAGCUAGAACCAUCCAUAAUGCAACUUCACUAGUAAUGACUAACACACGUCUCAACAAUCUCUCAAGCCCACGUGCUAGUGAUUAGUCAGUUUAUCUUUUAUAUUUCAAGUUUAGCCAACUUGGGUCCAUUUUCUAGCUAACAAGGUUGAACAGUUGAAUUGUUAUGAACAAACCUGUCUGUCUCCAACUGUUUGAAAAGCAUGUUAGCCUGUCCACUUUGUUCAGAUGUAUACCAGUCUUUGGCUAAAAUGCUGCUAAGGGUACGUGCUACCACAAUGCAGCGCGCGAAAAACUGAGCAUUCAUUUACAUUUUACAUUUUAGUCAUUUAGCAGACGCUCUUAUCCAGAGCGACUUACAGUUAGUGAAUACAUUUGUAUAAAUUUUUUUUUUAAUAUUUUUAUUUUAUAAAAAAAAAUAUAUAUAUAUACUGGCCCCCCGUGGGAAUCGAACCCACAACCCUGGCGUUGCAAACGCCAUGCUCUAUCAACUGAGCUACAUCCCUGCCGGCCAUUCCCUCCCCUACCCUGGACGACGCUGGGCCAAUUGUGCGCCGCCCAUAAGUCUCCCGGUCGGGGCCGGCUGUGACAGAGCCUGGAUUCGAACCAGGAUCUCUAGUGGCACAGUUAGCACUGCGAUGCGGCGCAGGAGGCAUUCAUUUUCUAGAAUCAAUGUUCAUUGGUACUCUCGUUUUAGUAGUGUCUGCUCUGCAUGCAAUUUGAGUUGUUGAGACAUAAAAAGGGUAUUGUUUGAAAAGUUAACUUCUCCUCUAGUACAGUAAAAUAAUGUGUAUUGGUGUCCAUAUGACCGAUUCUGUUGGAACAAAACUCAAAUGCAAAUACAGAAAAAAUUUUGCUCGGGAGGGUUCGCGUAACAAUAUUUCGCUUAGGGGCUAUGGGCUGGUCUAACUGCAUGUGUGGGUAUGGAUGUGGGUACGCAGACCCGCGAGCCACUGAAGCCCCUCAUGAUGAGUUCAGACUUUUUGUGGCCCCCACCCCCAUCAAAGCUGCCCAUCCCUGGACAAAACCAGAAUCUAAUAUCAGAGCCAGUAAGUUUCAGGUCGGCACAAUAGUGUGAAAAGUGUAAUUAUUUUCAGUUGAUAUAGGUUGUGUACGUUCACUCAUCCACCCUACAGAUUUUCAGAAGCAAUACAACAGUAAAGCCUCUUUACAAUAUUAUAUUAUUAUUAUAAGAAAUCCUGCUAUUCCCUCCGAACCAUCAAACAGGCAAAGAGUCAAUACAGGACUAAGAUUGAAUCGUACUACACCGGCUCUGACGCUCGUCGGAUGUGGCAGGGCUCAAAAACUAUUACAGACGACAAAGGGAAGCACAGCUGCGAGCUGCCCAGUGACACAAGCCUACCAGACGAGCUAAACCACUUCUAUGCUCGCUUCGAGGCAAACAACACUGAAGCAUGCAUGAGAGCACCAGCUGUUCCGGAUGACUGUGAUCACGCUCUCCGUAGCCGAUGUGAGUGAGACUUUUAAGCAGGUCAACAUUCACAAGGCCGCAGGGCCAGACGGAUUACCAGGAUGUGUACUCCGAGCAUGUGCUGACCAACUGGCAAGUGUCUUCACCGACAUUUUCAACAUGUCCCUGACUGAGUCUGUAAUACCAACAUGUUUCAAGCAGACCACCAUAGUCUUAGGACACUAAGAUAACCUGCCUAAAUGACUACCGACCCAUGGCACUGACGUCUGUAGCCAUGAAGUACUUUGAAAGGCUGGUCAUGGCUCACAUCAACACCAUUAUCCCAGAAACCCUAGACCCACUCCAAUUUGCAUACCGCCCCAACAGAUCCACAGAUGAUGCAAUCUCUAUUGCACUCCACGCUGCCCUUUCCCACCUGGACAAGAGGAACACCUACGUGAGAAUGCUAUUCAUUAACUACAGCUCAGCGUUCAACACCAUAGUGCCCUCAUCACUAAGCUAAGGAUCCUGGGACUAAACACCUCCCUCUGCAACUGGAUCCUGGACUUCCUGACGGGCCGCCCCCAGGUGGUAAGGGUAGGUAACAACACAUCUGCCACGCUGAUCCUCAACACGGGGGCCCCUCAGGGGUGCGUGCUCAGUCCCCUCCUGUACUCCCUGUUCACCCAUGACUGCAUGGCCAGGCACGACUCCAACACCAUCAUUAAGUUUGCCGACGAUGAGACAGCAUAUAGGGAGGAGGUCAGAGACCUGGCCGUGUGGUGCCAGGAUAACAACCUCUCCCUCAAUGUGACAAAGACAAAGGAGAUGAUUGUGGACUACAGGAAAAAAAAGAGGACUGAGCACGCCCCCAUUCUCAUCGACGGGGCUGUAGUGGAACAGGUUGAGAGCUUCAAGUUCCUUGGUGUCCACAUCACCAACAAACUAUCAUGGUCCAAACACACCAAGACAGUCGUGAAGAGGGCACAACAAAGCCUAUUCCCCCUCAGGAGACUGAAAAGAUUUGGCAUGGGUCCUCAGAUCCUCAAAGUUCUACAGCUGCACCAUCGAGAGUAUCCUGACUGGCUGCAUCACCGCCUGGUAUGGCAACUGUUCGGCCUCCGACCGCAAGGCGCUACAGAGGGUAGUGCGUACGGCCCAGUACAUCACUGGGGCCAAGCUUCCUGCCAUCCAGGACCUCUAUACCAGGCGGUGUCAGAGGAAGGCCCUCAAAAUUGUCAAAGACUCCAGCCACCCUAGUCAUAGACUGUUCCCUCUGCUACCGCACGGCAAGAGGUACAGGUGCGCCAAAUCUAGGUCCAAAAGGCUUCUCAACAGCUUCUACCCCCAAGCCAUAAGACUCCUGAACAGCUAAUCAUGGCUACCCGGACUAUUUGCACUGCCCCCCCCCCCCCACCCCAUAUUUUUACGCUGCUGCUACUCUGUUAAAGUGACUGCAUAAAUAAUAAUUACCUAUUACCUCUACUACCUCAACUAGCCGGUGCCCCCGCACAUAGACUCUGCACCGGUACCCCCCUAUAUAUAGCCUCCCUACUGUUAUUUUAUUUUACUUCUGCUCUUUUUUUCUCAACACUUUUUUGUUUUAUUGUAAUUUUUUAUACAAAAAUAAAUGCAUUGUUGGUUAAGAGCUGUAAGUAAGCAUAAUGUCUACACCUGUUGUAUUCGGCGCAUGUGGAAAAUAAAAUUUGAUUAUUAUAUAUAUAUAUAUUAAUUAUAUUCCUGUUGUGGUGUGUUUUGAAUGCUCUCUCUCCCUCUGAUCUGAGGCUGUGUUGAUAUCAGUGAUCAAAUCAAUUUUAUUUGCCACAUGCGCCGAAUACAACAGGUGUAGACCUUACAGUGAAAUGCUUACCUACAAGCCCUUAACCAACAAUGCAGUUUUAAGAAAAUUAUUUUAAAAAUAAAAAUAAUUAUUAAAGAGCAACAGUAAAAUAAAAUAACAGUUGGGAGGCUAUAUACAAGGGGUACCGGUACAGAGUCAAUGUGCGGGGGCACAGGUUAGUUGAGGGAAUAUGUACAUGUAGGUAGAGUUAAGAGAUGUGGCGUGUGUUUUGACUGUGUUUUGACCCUGGUCUCUCGCCCACAGAUCUGUGAGGCUGUGUUGAUAUCGGGGGAGGGUCAGUCCCAGAGGUUCCGUUGUCAGGACCAGAGCCCUCUGAUGUACGAGUGGUACCAAGAACAGUAUGUAGGCCCCGCCCACGGCCUGGCAGGCAUCUACUACUUCCUCAUGCAGGUAAUAAAGCUAGAGCUGAUUGGUUUAAAACUUCCCUUUAUUGUCAUGCAGGUAAAGCUGAUAGGCUGAAAAUCCCCAUUUAUGCAGGAUUAGGAAUCUAAAGAAAACGCCUUCAUAUAACCUGUUAUGUUAAGUCCUAUUCCACCAAGUAGUUUACUAGUUGAAUCAUACGCUGAUGCUGGAAUAGUGAGUAUGUGAAAUGGCUGGGGGACUCUGAAGACCAGGUUGGGAAACAUUGUAUAACGGGACCUUAAACAUCAUCAACCAGGGUUGGGAUCAAUUCAGGGAGUAAACUUGCUUUUUCUCAUUGAAAAUAAACCACCAAAUGGAAUUGACUCCAAACUUUUCAUCAACUUACUAUGAAGUGUGAGCCAUGAAACCUCAUUGAUCAUCUUCCCUGUUCUGUGCCCUGCAGCCAGGCUAUGUGGCGGGGGAUGAGAGGGUCCACAGACUGGUGAGGCCCAGCGUGGACCACGUCUGUCGACUCCGCUUCCCCACGGGGAACUACCCACCCUGCAUAGGGGACAACAGGGACCUGCUGGUGCACUGGUGUCACGGAGCCCCAGGCAUUAUCUACAUGCUGCUGCAGGCCUACAAGGUACUGGAAACCUGGGUCCUUUUCAGUAGGAGGGAAAUGUUUAGAAAAGAGUGAAACUGGGAGGUGCUACCUGAACUCAUCCAAUGAAAACGCAGAUGUUAGCUUUUUUUUCCCGUUACAAAAUGUUUUGAUACGGUGUGACUCUACUGAACACACCCCAGGACUAUGUUAUGGAUAGAUUAUGUGAUGGAUAAUUACUAUGGUACAUGCAAUCUCAGAUGUAAUUGGCAGAAUAACAUCAUGGAGGCCGGGGGUCUCUUGGAGUGAAAUAGUGGCAUUUGGUGGUGAAGUUGUGCCAGCCAUAAUGUAUAGCUGCAAUACACAAUACAUGUGUCCCUUAAAACAUUAUCGCAUUACUUUUAUUCUGAAAAUGUGUUUCAUAUGUCACAUUAGUUGUCUGCCAAUCAAUCCUCUUGGGUUAGAAAUAGACUACUGAAUUUAUACAGCGCUGUCUCAACGUCUCCUAAAGAAACAUCCAUUUUUUAGUUUCCUGUUUCAAACAUUUAAAAACGUUUUGCCCUCCUGAACAUGCCCCUGUUAUCCCUCUGCAGGUGUUUGGAGUAGGCCAGUACCUGGAGGAGGCUCUGCAGUGUGGGGAGGUGGUGUGGCACAGGGGUCUGCUGAAGAAGGGCUACGGCCUGUGUCACGGCGCCGCGGGCAACGCCUACGCCUUCCUGGCCCUCUACAAGCUCACCCAUGACCCCAAGCACCUCUACAGGGCCUGCAUGGUGAGAGACAGCCUAAACUUACUGACCUGAUGGGGAAAUCUCCUGGCCCUAUGUCCUCACCUGUUACCACAAGCAAGCUCUCAUCAAUUGAUGAGGAUGUGGAGCCUGGAGUUUCCCCUGGUCCGGUCACAUGAUCAAAUGACUAAAUUGUUGUUGUUUUUUUCUGGAAAACUCCUGGCUCGACUGUACGUCCUCAUCCUCUACCACCCUCUCUGUGAUGGUUUGAUGUUUUAACAAAUAGACAUUUGACAGGGUCUCUACUAGGUUUAUGACUUACUAAUUUAGUAGCUUAUGUCAGUGUGUUGUUAUUGACAACCGCUAGGUGGCUGUCCGUGUGUUGUUAUUGACAACCGCUAGGUGGCUGUCCGUGUGUUGUUAUUGACAACCGCUAGGUGGCUGUCCGUGUGUUGUUAUUGACAACCGCUAGGUGGCUGUCAGUGUGUUGUUAUUGACAACCGCUAGGUGGCUGUUAAUGUGUCUUUGCAUCAACACAGACAGUGAGAGAGAGAGAGGGGGAGGUGUAUUUGAUGUCUCUUUUUGGAGGGGCUCCAUAUGGCUGGAGUCCCAUGUGUAGUUUGAACUUUAUUAAGAUGCAGCUAUUAAUAUCCAGCUGGAAAUGGAGCUGCCAGAUGGCUGUCCAAGCUCUUACAUCUUACCCCAAUGGACUGUAAUGGAACCAACUAGAAUGGCUUUGUGGUCACAUAGGUGGGCCAUUUAAUCCUAGUGGCAUCUAAAGUGUCACUGUAAGGCACACAUUAAGAAUUGGCUGCUAAAAAUGAAUUUCUCUUAGGACAGUGUUUGUCAAUCGUCUGAUACUGAAUGAAGUGUUGACUGUUGUAUUGUGAAAAGCCUGACUCGGGUCUUUUGUCUUCUGUAGUUUGCAGACUGGUGCAUGAACUACGGAAAACAUGGCUGCAGGACACCGGACACUCCUUUCUCAUUAUUUGAAGGUAAUGUGAAGCCAUCUAACACACAACAUAUCAAAUGCUUGAAGUAGAAUGUUUAGCCUAGACCAGAUUUGCUCAAUAAUUUGGCAAAUUUCAAUUAAUCAAUGAAUAGUGGAAAGCUUGAGGACAUGGUCGUGUUCACUCUCCCGAGUGGCGCAGUGGUCUAAGGCGCUGCAUCGCAGUGCUAGCUGUGCCACUAGAGAUCCUGGUUCGAAUCCAGGCUCUGUCGUAGCCGGCCGCGACCGGGAGACCCAUGCGACGGCGCACAAUUGGCCCAGGGUAUGGGAGGGAAUGGCCGGCAGGGAUGUAGCUCAGUUGGUAGAGCAUGGCGUUUGCAACGCCAGGGUUGUGGGUUCGAUUCCCACGGGGGGCCAGUAUGAAAAAAAUAUAUAAAAAAAAUAAUGAAUGCACUCACUAACUGUAAGUCGCUCUGGAUAAGAGCGUCUGCUAAAUGACGUAAAUGUAAAUGUCUCAAAUUGUAGAAAACUGACAAACUGGGAGGGACUACCUGAACUGGGAGGGACUACCUGAACUUUGUUUUCAUUUUCCUUUGCAAAAUUUUUUUUGCUAAGGUGUGCCCUGACGAAUACGACCCAAUAACUGUUUUAGACGUGAAAUCAAUGUGUCACUUCGUGUCCACAGGCAUGGCUGGCACCAUCUACUUCCUGGCGGACCUCCUCCAGCCCCUGAAAUCAAAGUUCCCAGCCUUUGAGGUGUAAAAGGUAUCCCUGCUUACCCCUGGUCUCCUGCCUGCUGCUCUGGAAACUAUGAUACACAUCCAAGCACCUAAUCUCUCUCCAUCUCUCUCACACACACACACACACACACACCGAGACAUUUAAAGAAACACACACACAGGCAUAUACACCGCAGAGUCACCUCUGCAGGUGAUAAUCAAGAUGACUUUUUCCAUCACAACAAAAUCUUCCCACAGUCUCUCCUUAUUGGCUGAACGGUAACUGUGUGUGGUCAGCUCACUGUGGUGUAGGGAGGAGGACCAGGGACAAUCAGUGCGAGGGUGACAUUUUGCACGAGCAAAUGGCAGUGAGCAAAAGAACCAUAAGAUUUCAAAUAGAUGUGAAGGCAAAUUAUCCAAUGUGAAUUCCAAAUACUUCAACUCUCAAUUGCAUCGCAUACAUCACAUGCAUUGCUCAGUUGUCUAAACCCUGGUUAAAUUCUUAUAACACUACUUGUUGAAAAGUUCAAAUUAAAUCAUGCUUUAUAAUUAGUUUUUAUCAUGCAGAUUGAGUUUUAUGGUAUUCUUUGCACAGAUCUGCACCUUUUUUUUGCGUGAGGAAAAUGUCGCCCCUAGUCUAAUAUGUGCAUGGUGCAUGGGGGUUUGAAGUGUUAUGCACUGAAUCUUGCUCACUAUUUUGUGUCUAGACAUGGGGCAUAAGCAGAGAUGACCACCUCAAGUGGAUUGUCGAUUGAUAGACAUCAAUUGAAUAUUUACUUUUCAUUCAUUUUUAUGACGUAUUGAGACUUCAGUUUAUCUGAGAUGAAAUUGACUACGAUUUUUUUUGCUCAGGCUAGAGUCUGGUCAAAAGGUAGUCCUCUCAACUCGGGACCAUCAUUAGCCCCUUGGUAACGGGGGUUGGAGCCCCGUCUCCAAUUCUCCUGUCUAUGUCCCUACUAUCUGUGUCUACUUUCCCGCUGUACUGUCUAUGAAUCAAUAAAAAAUUACCAAGGGGAUCGGAAUACCGAUCAAUCUCCUAUAUAAAAAAAAAUAUCUUUGCUCCAACAUUCAUGUUUGUUAAUUUUAGAUUUCACCUUUUUUUUUUGAAUAACCGGAAUAGAAAUUCCAUGGUGUAGAGGAUUUUUCAUCUUUGCAGAUUGUGGCUGCAAUAGAAACUUUGUAGUAAAAUUAUUAUACUGUGUGACAAAGUACUACAGUAAAACUGUAAUGACCAUGUGACGCAUCAUAACAAGUGGUGUGUGUGUGAUGUACGCUUGUAACUCUACUGCUCAUCUACGGUUUCUUCACAUUUCCAUUGGCUAAAUAAUAAAACAAGGUAUUUUUUACAUCUCACCUGUCUGUUACCUUUGCUAUUAAACUAUUAUUCAUUGUUGUAGUGUU